This is a messenger RNA of Lathyrus sativus (Indian pea), 891 nucleotides long. The record is from the annotation of a GenBank genome assembly. Lineage: Eukaryota; Viridiplantae; Streptophyta; Magnoliopsida; Fabales; Fabaceae.
AUGGCGUCUUCUGAUCCCAACAAGUUGUUAACCAAAGCUGAUAAACUAACAAAACUCAGUCUCACUAGGUGGAGUGCUGAUUGGAAGACUGCUACUGGUCUUUAUGAACAGGCUGCUAUUGGGUUUAGAGCUUCCAAGAACCAUGAGAAAGCCAAGUUGGCUUAUGAGAAAGCUUCGCAAGGACAAGAGAUGCUUUCUUCACCUUGGGAUGCGGCUAAGCACAUGGAAUCUGCUGCUGCUCUGGCCAAGGAGCUGAGCAACUGGAGAGAAGUUGGGGACUUCUAUCAAAAGGCAUCUCAGUUAUACAUGGAGUGCGGUAGACCACAACCUGCAUCGGAUGCUCUUGCAAAGGGAGCUCGUGCUUUAGAAGAUACCAUGCCUGAAGAAGCUAUUCAGUUAUAUACAGAUGCUUGUACAAUUCUUGAAGAAGAUGAUAAGGAUCAGAUGGCCUUUGAUCUAUACCGUGCUGUAACUAGUGUUUAUAUAAAACUUGAGAAAUAUACAGAUGCCGCAUCUUCCCUGUUGAGAUUGGGCUUGGCAGCUGACAAGUGUAAUGCUACCAAUAGUCAGUCCAAGGCUUAUCUUAGUGCCAUUAUUGUCUACCUUUAUGCUCACGACUUUCAGCAAGCAGAGAAGUGCUAUAAUGACUGCUCUCAGAUUGAAGCUUUUCUCAAAAGUGACCACAAUCGUUGCGCUAGCAAGUUUCUUGCUGCUUACUCAGAUGGAGACGUAGACGAAAUCAAAAAAAUUGCUCAGUCUAGUGCUGUUUCCCAUCUUGACCAUGCAAUCAUUCGACUAGCGAGGAAACUUCCAACUGGCGAUGUGAGCGCAUUAAAGGCUCACACUGCUGAAGAUGACGAGGAACCACUGGAUGAAAAUGACCUGACUUAA